Messenger RNA from Acanthoscelides obtectus, 625 nucleotides. The record is from the annotation of a GenBank genome assembly. Lineage: Eukaryota; Metazoa; Arthropoda; Insecta; Coleoptera; Chrysomelidae.
UGUUUCAUUUCGAGAAUUGUCAUGUUUGACUGAUAGUGUUAUGAAUUAUAUUUAUAUGGAUUGUUAUCCUGCGAUCAGUAUUGAUGAUGUUGAUUCUACAUUCUGUCAAGUUCUCAUGGAUCGUUUCACUAAAGAUGCUUAAUUUUUUUUUUCAGGACCAGUACCUGUUGACUGUUACUGACUGAAACAAUAGCAUACCCGCAGAUUCAAAACAACUAUGAGUGGGAGAAAAGGAACAAAAGGACUGGAAUUAUGGUGCAGGAAGAUGACAGAAGGUUAUCCUGGGGUCAAGAUUGAUAAUAUGACCACAUCAUGGAGGGACGGAUUAGCUUUUUGCGCCAUAAUACACCGCUUCAGACCAGACUUGAUUGACUUCCCCAGUCUAAACAAAGACGACGUCUACCACAAUAACGAGCUGGCGUUCAGAAUUGCAGAACAGUACCUGAACAUUCCAGCCCUUUUGGAUCCAGAAGAUAUGGUCGAGUACCAAGUACCAGACCGCCUGUCCAUACUGACAUAUUUGUCACAGUUUUACCAAGCAUUUGCCUGUCCGCAGGCACAGAACAGCGAAAGGCAUAUUAAUGAGAUCAGAGCGAUUAAGCAUUCCUUCUACGUGAAAAAAUAG